AUGCCGGUCAAUGUGAAUCCAGCGAUUCGGGUAAGUCGUAAUCAUCGAAUCUGUUACCUUGAUGUGCUCUUAUCGAAGGGAGUUCGUGAACGCGUAGUUUAAGCCUGUAUGAAACUAGUUCACGCCAAUAGUUCAGAUUUUGUGUUGUAAUGAUUAAACAAUAUUGUCACAAUGGAGACUUGCUUCUUCAAGAAGUGAUCAACGUUUUGAAUGGUUUUAUGUGAGUAUUAUGUGUAUUAUUGGUUGAAACAGUUUGCUCUAUGUCUGGUAUUAUUAAAUAUAAUCACGUUCUUUCUUGAUUCUCUCUCUUCUGGUAGUGUAGUGUAGUAGUGUAUAAUCUGUGUUCAGUGAAGGAAUAGAAACAUUGCAAACUUCAAUCCGUUUAGAGAUAUUUUGAGCAGUCAUCAAUUUAUGUUAUUAUAUUUUUCAUUAAUAUAACAGUUUUCAAGAUAUGCUGCUCUUCUCAUUGGUGUGGCAUAUGGAUACAGAAGAAAUGGUUAAGUAGUAGGAACAAUACAUAUUGCAAUGAUUUUGAAUUUCUUGGAUUUGAAUUGUCUAAAUAUCAUUCAUGGGUAAAAGUUAAUCCCAAAUUUGUAGUAAUUAUAAUUUUUUAAUACCUUCAAACCUUUCAUCCCAAUUUUCUUUAAUAUUUUUAUUUUACACGUAUUGGAAUUCCUUCUUACUUUGAUCAUAUAAAUUGUAAAAGCAUGGAGUACAGUACCAACCAUUCUUACUGGCUCAUUCUUUUUUGUGCUCCCUGCCCAAAAGUUACAAAAGCCUUCAAUAAAGGCCCAUUGUCUUGUAAACCAAAAUUACAUCCAAUUGUAAGCCCCUAUCCCCCCCCCCAAUGUUUCAUCCCCCCCCUCUAGCUUUGUUUGUUAUGAGAGGCAAUAAUUAUGGAUUUUUAAGAGGGAUGAGUCAGACAAUGAUGCUAACAAGACUAUGUAAAGUUAAAAGCUAGCAGGCAGCUAGAUCACUCAGGAAUUAUCAACAUUAGCACCACAAGAAGAUUAAAUGUAAUCUUAGGGAAAAGUCUUUGUUUCUAUUUUGGUGAUGUCCUAUUUCAUUUUUGUCACUAGUUUUGAUUUUAUUUUAAAAUGCUGAGUUAAGUUUGAUUCAUAGUGACAGUUUUAAAGGUUAAAUAAAACCAGCAAAUGUAAAGCACCCUUUGAUUGACGGCGUCACAGAUGUUUUUAGUGCACUUGUUUAUGCAAUACAAAGCCCCCUUAGCUCUAAGCUUAAUGGAAGCUCUGUUAAAAGCCUAUAUUAACCCUUUCAAAUUGGAUUAUAAGGGCAGAGUUUUCAACAGUAUUUAUUGUUAAUUUAGGUUUUAAUCACCCAUUAAAAAAAUUAUCACUAAACCCUUUUUUUUACCAUUUCCUCAGAGUACCUCAAACCUAUAGCAGCUCGUGAGAGGGAAGAAGAAGCUGCAAGGGCCAAAGAGAGAGCAGAGCUUGAGGCAAUCAGGAAAGCUGAAGCUGCUAAAGGUUGGUUAGGUUUUUGA
Molecule: messenger RNA, 1504 nt
Organism: Pocillopora meandrina
Lineage: Eukaryota; Metazoa; Cnidaria; Anthozoa; Scleractinia; Pocilloporidae
Source: the annotation of a GenBank genome assembly